Messenger RNA from Vitis riparia (riverbank grape), 523 nucleotides. RefSeq lists its product as uncharacterized. The coding region runs from base 178 to 363 and encodes 61 amino acids. The record is from RefSeq and is a predicted model, not a curated record. NCBI's taxonomy places the organism in Eukaryota, Viridiplantae, Streptophyta, Magnoliopsida, Vitales, Vitaceae. The transcript is spliced from 2 exons.
ACUUGUUAGUUCUCGUCAACAUGCGCGCGCGUUAGGACCAGCAUCCUCUCUCAGAAUUGUCAGAAAUACCAGAUCACAGCUCUAGGGUUUUAAGUAGGGUUUUGAACUCAAAGACCACAAUUUCAGCAUAUUAAUCCAAUAAUCUCACUUGCCUGAUUUGGUUGAAGGCACAGAAAAAUGGCUGGAUUCAGUGGUCUCACAACUAAGGGCAAGAACGGCAUUGUUGCUGGUGGCUUGACAGCAUUUGUCGUUGGGGUGUAUAUCUACACCAUGAGAGCUGUUGGAGGCACAGAUGAAAUCCAGGUAGCUAUCAACAAGUUUGAGGAGGAGAAAGCCAUGAAAGAGGAUGCACCCAAGGCCUGAUCUUAUUCAUGUAUACUCCCUUUCAUUCUUGUAAUAAAGCACACAAUGGCAAGCUGUUUUGUUCUAUGAGAAACACACCCUCUUUUGUAUUUGAAUACCUAGGAAGUAAGAACAACUUAAACUUUUAAUAAAUCUUGUUAUUAGCUUUGGUUUACAGUUU